AAUUUAAUGAUUUGAAUUCGACCAACGUCGCGUGUACUUUUUUCAAGAAUUUCAUAAUAAUCAACCUGAUAUUUGGUCAGUUUUGAAAUUAUCAAUUUUUUUUUUUACCACGAAGCACAUAGGUACCUACGAUCUACCUACAUGAGCAGAGUUGGCACUUCCUGAUAUGUCAUACACGUACAGGAUCUAGAUUCGAUUCAAAUUACAAGUGAUAAGGAUUUUUUUAGAGUAUAAAUUGAUAGCGCAGUUUCACGGAUGUCAGUAGUGAUUCAAAGCUUGAAACGAGUGAAAAUUACAAAGUUGAAAUAAAUCUCGAAUCGGGUGUCGAGUUUCCUGUGGUUUAUCUGUAACAUAUCGUAAAUAGCGGAAUCAGAAUACAAGAACUACCUACUUAAACAUGAUGGAAACAUAUCGUUUGAUUGCUGUGAAAUUUGUUUUGCCGUUGUUGAUGAUCACAUGUUUAGUUCAAGCUUCUCCCUGGAAAUCUGCCAACUCUACUGAAGUAUCACUUGAUGAUAUGAAUAUUUCAUGGCCAAGUGAAAACGAAAUUGAAGCUUGUGAGAAGGAUGUUCGGAAAUGUGCAGAAUUCCCUCAGUAUCCAAGGAUAUAUAUUGAAGAGUUGAUAAGAAAUGGCACCAUCUUACCACAAUGGUUUAACGGGAUUGAAUAUAAUGAAGGAAUUGGAAACGCCUCCACAAAUGACGAUAGUUUUUAUUAUCAGCCUUUAUGCGGGUCUGGCAGUGAGACGUUGUAUCCAAAAGGAGGAAAAACUAGCAAAGGAGAGUUUGCUUAUAUAAUUCAAAUGCCAGAUAAUGGUAAUUACUCGCAUUAUCGUCAAGGAGUUGAAGACGCAAAUUGCGAAAAUGAAUCAAACUGCACCACAAAGGAUAACGAGAAACUUACAGAUGUAGCUACAGGCGCUUCUAAAGAUUAUGAAUAUAAAUGUAUAAAAGUAAUCUGUGCAUCGUCGAAGUUUCGUGGCAUUGAUAGGAAUAAGAAUAUAGUUGAAGACGUAAGAGUUAAUAUAUCGUGUUGUUGUAUGUGUGAAUACAGAAAACCAAAAUACUCAUUAGUAUCUAUAGGUAAUUAGAUACCUACUGUACAUACAAGGUGCCCAGAAAUAUCGAGUACCCCUAAGAAAGUUUUUCAUUAAAAAUAUAGGUUGGCAACGUGAAAUAGAUGCAUAUGAUUGGUGGAAUAUUAUCUCUCCAGUCCAACAACCAAUCAUGUGCUAUCAUUAUUAUCAUUCACUGUGACCAACCGAAGUAUUUUAGUAGAAAACUUUUUUAGGGGUACUCGAUAUUUCUGGGCACCCUGUAAUAUGUACCUACACUGUUGUAAUAUGUGGGUAGGUAGUUAGCAGUAAGUAAACAAGCACAAUAUGUGUAGGUAUUUGAAGUUUGAUUGUAAAUUGUAGUUCAUUUAGAAUAAAAUAAACGUAUCUACAAGCACA
This is a messenger RNA of Planococcus citri (citrus mealybug), 1453 nucleotides long. RefSeq lists its product as uncharacterized. Bases 398 to 1090 code for a protein of 230 amino acids. The record is from RefSeq and is a predicted model, not a curated record. Lineage: Eukaryota; Metazoa; Arthropoda; Insecta; Hemiptera; Pseudococcidae. The transcript is spliced from 6 exons.